Larimichthys crocea (large yellow croaker) is the source of this 4967-nucleotide messenger RNA. It is a transcript of the gene clcn6, whose product is annotated as chloride channel 6. Gene Ontology annotation, molecular function: voltage-gated chloride channel activity. Gene Ontology annotation, cellular component: lysosomal membrane; intracellular membrane-bounded organelle. Lineage: Eukaryota; Metazoa; Chordata; Actinopteri; Sciaenidae. Gene Ontology annotation, biological process: transmembrane transport; chloride transport. The transcript has 23 exons. Bases 453 to 2852 code for a protein of 799 amino acids. The record is from RefSeq and is a predicted model, not a curated record.
UGGGUCGUUUGGAUGCCAUAGGAAAUAUGAAAACGUCUACGACGACGUCAAUGUUUCAUUUUAAAAUCCAACUUUAGGACACAGUUGCAGUGUGAUCCUCUCAUCUGCUGUAAAACACGCUGUCACGUGCAGUGCUGACUAAAUGUGUUUUUCUGGCGAGUUUGAUCUUUUCAAAUGAGGAAAAUCUUACGAGUUUUACGAUAAGCCCUGAACACAGCACGCCUCAACAACGAAGAUGGCGUGUUGUGGAAACUGUUUUUGUUGCCAAUGUUGCUGUCGAGAAGGAGAGACGCGGACACCCGAAGAACUGUGUCUGUCAAUGUCUUUCUUUUUUAAAGACAAUCCUCGGGGAAAUCCGGGAUGAAGAAGAUGAGAUUCUACCCAGGAAGGACUAUGAGAGCUUGGAUUAUGACCGCUGCAUCAACGAGCCCCAUGUGGAGGUUCUGGAGGGGAUGGACAACAAGAAAGCCAAAAAAUAUGAAGCAGUACGGUGGAUGAUGAUGUUUGCUAUUGGAGUGUCAGUGGGGCUGGUGGGGCUGUUCGUGGAUUUCUUUGUACGCCUCUUCACCAAAAUCAAAUUUGCUGUGGUUGGUGAUUCUGUAGAGAAGUGUAGGGACAAAGGCUGUCUCCCUCUGUCUCUGCUGGAGCUCCUGGCAUUCAACAUGACUUUCAUCUUUAUCGCCAGUGUGCUCGUCCUCAUUGAGCCAGUAGCUGCAGGUUCGGGGAUCCCAGAAAUCAAAAGUUACUUGAAUGGAGUGAAAAUUCCUGGAAUUGUCAGGCUGCGAACUUUUCUCUGCAAAGCUGCUGGAGUCCUGUUCAGUGUUGCUGGAGGUCUGUUUGUGGGGAAAGAAGGUCCGAUGAUACACAGUGGAGCCAUUGUGGGAGCUGGUCUUCCUCAGUUUCAGAGCAUCACUUUGAAGAGGAUCAAAUUUAAUUUUCCCUACUUCCGCAGUGACAGGGACAAGCGAGACUUUGUCUCAGCAGGCGCUGCUGCUGGGGUAGCUGCUGCCUUUGGUGCUCCUAUAGGGGGCACACUCUUCAGUCUGGAGGAGGGCUCCUCUUUCUGGAAUCAGUCCCUCACAUGGAAAGUGCUCUUCUGUUCCAUGUCAGCCACUUUCACUCUCAACUUCUUCCGUUCGGGGAUUAACUUUAACAAGUGGGGCUCUUUCCAGCUGCCUGGUCUGCUCAACUUUGGAGAGUUCAAGUGUCCAGAUGGAGAUAAGAACUGCCACCUGUGGACAGCAGUGGACCUGGCCUUUUUUAUCCUGAUGGGAGUGGUGGGUGGCCUGCUGGGGGCGCUCUUCAACUGCAUGAACAAGAACCUGGCCAAGUAUCGCAUCAGAAACAUCCACCCCAAGGCCAAGUUUAUAAGAGUCCUUGAGAGUCUGCUGGUUACCAUGGUGACAACAGUGGUGAUAUUUGUAGCUUCCAUGCUGUUGGGUGAAUGUCGUGACCUAUCCUCCCCCACAACCCAUAACACCACGGUGUCUGGCAGCGAGGACAUCAACUCAACCAUCCGCCAGUUCUUCUGCACCAAUAAGACCUACAAUGACAUGGCCACGUUAUUCUUCAACCCCCAGGAAGCUGCCAUUCAUCAACUCUUCCACCAGGAUGGUACCUUCAGUCCUGUGACUCUGUCAGUGUUCUUCCUGCUGUACUUCCUGUUGGCCUGUUGGUCCUACGGUGUGUCUGUACCAAGUGGUCUCUUUGUCCCCUCACUGCUCUGUGGAGCGGCUUUUGGACGUCUGGUUGCCAACAUCCUCAAAGUGAAACUGGGAAUGGACAUCUACUCUGGAACCUUCGCUCUCAUCGGAGCUGCCGCCUUUCUUGGAGGUGUGGUCAGAAUGACCAUCAGCCUGACUGUCAUCCUCAUUGAAUCUACCAAUGAAAUCACAUACGGACUGCCUAUCAUGAUCACUCUAAUGGUGGCUAAGUGGACUGGAGAUUUCUUCAACAAGGGCAUCUAUGACAUCCACAUUCAACUGAGAGGAGUGCCUCUGCUGGAGUGGGAGACUGAGGUUGAGAUGGACAAGCUGACAGCCAGUGAUAUCAUGGAGCCCAACUUGACCUAUGUCUAUCCCCACACCCGGGUCCAGUCUCUAGUCAGCAUCCUGCGCACCACUGUCUAUCACGCCUUCCCCGUAGUCACUGAAAACCGGCAGAAUGAACAGGAUUUCAUGAAGGGAAACAUCCUGAUCAGCAACAAUAUCCACUUCAAGAAAUCCAGUGUGAUGUCCCGUGCGGGGGAACAGAGGCGGCGCUGUCAGUCCAUGAAGUCGUACCCAUCAAGCGAGCUGAGGAAUGUUUGUGACGAGCAGAACACUGUCGUGGAGCCGGCAGAGGAGGGAGAGGACUUGCUGCAGCAGAUGUUAGAGAGAAGGUAUGCUCCCUAUCCCAACCUGUACCCAGAUCAGUCUCCCAGUGAGGAGUGGACCAUGGAGGAGCGCUUCAGACCACUCACCUUCCAUGGCCUCAUCCUGCGUUCCCAGCUGGUCAACCUCCUCAUCAGAGGGGUCUGCUAUGCUGAGAACCAAUCGAGCGCCACUCAGCCCAGGCUGUCCUAUGCAGAAAUGACUGAAGAUUACCCCCGUUACCCUGACAUCCACGACUUGGAUCUCGCCCUGCUCAACCCCCGCAUGAUAGUGGAUGUCACUCCCUACAUGAAUUCGUGUCCCUACACAGUGUCUCCCAACACCCGCAUCUCCCAGGUAUUCAACCUGUUCAGGACCAUGGGCCUGCGACACUUACCAGUGGUCAAUGCUGUUGGAGAAAUUGUUGGAAUAAUCACAAGACAUAAUCUAACCCACGAGUUCCUUGUGGCCAAACUGCGACAGCACUACAUCACUAUUUGAUCUGAUUCUGGACGUCCUGCCGUGCUUCCAGUCCAGACUCUAUUUAGCCAGGUCCUGAGCCUUUGCUAGCUCAGUAUGUAGGCAUCCCCAAAUACAUCCAGGACAUUCAAAAUAUAACACAUCCAUAUAAAUAUUCUUUGUGGUAAAGUAGGAACACAGUUCAUCAGUAAGUCAAACCAUUCAAUUGUAUUUCACUCAAGUCUAAAUAUGUUUAGUGUUGAGGAAUUAUCAGCCUUCCUCUAGCCUCAGAUCCAGUGUUCUGCUCAUUAUUAAUCCAUUAACAAUAAUGUAUUUUAUUUAUUUCUUUUUUAUUACUCCCACAAAAUCUGUGAUUGUGUCCUUUCUCCUUAAAAUGCCUUGUGUGAAUGUCAUCUGCUCAGUAAGCACAGCUAAGGCAGCCUAUGAAAUCCUAUGAAAAAUUUAAAUUUGACAACAAUGUUCCUGUACUGUUAUGUUAAUGAACGAUGUUCACUAAUAAUGUAAUAUUAUUUAGGUAAUGCGUUACUGCCCAACCCUGCUUAAAUCCGCUGGGCUAAACACAGGAGCAAUCUGUAUAGAAAAAGUUUGCUAGCAGCAGCGUGAAUCAUAUUCUUUAAUUUAACUUUUAAGUUCUGCUCCUAGUUUUUCUCCCUUUCACCCACACACACAGAUGAAGUUCAAAGGUCUGGUAUUAAGCUCAUAUAAUGUGGUUUCUGCUGGUUGGAGACACAAUUGACCAAUCAGAGCUUUGUAGGGAGAAUUUGGAAUAAAAUAGUUGUCUUUGCUAGCACAAGAAAAAACUUGCAAACUGUGCUGAACAGACACCAUGCUCAUCCGAGAAGUUAUGUGAACAGGCGUUUCCUCAUUAUAAAUUGGGAAAAUCUUGACAUGCAUACAGGUAAUGUUGUUUGCUGCCGCUCAAUUUUGGGUUAAAACAGCAUGUUUGAAUUUGUCUGAACUCAAUAGUUUGAAAAAAUGACAGCUACCCAAGUCUGGGGUACAACAAAUUACCAAAGUAAAAUAUCAAGAUUUCCUUACUUCCUUCAUGACAGACACUUUUAUUUAACCUUUAAAGUAUGCUUUAUCAUAGUUGUCACUGUAGCACUUUUAUUUUUGGCUGCUGUCUGGACAUUUUGAUAUACUGUGUAAGGAACUGGAAUUAUAUGCACUAAAAGUAGGCCAACAUCCCCUCACAGCCUUUGGUUAAAUUGGACUGCAGUAGUUCUCGGAGGAGUUUGUUUUCUGACCAUGUCAUUAUUCCACGUUGGACAUACAGUAACAUUUCUAACCACUUCAGCAGUCUGUAAAUACAUUAGCAUUGUUUUGCACUUAUGUUAUAAAGUAAUGUUGUCACUGUCAUUCAGUUAGUUCAGUGUUACACAAGGAACAGCAACAGGGAAUUUAAAGGACAAGCUGUAAAAAUCACAUUUUGAUAAAACUAAUAUCUAAAAUAUACAUAUACAUAUAUACAUAUGUUAUGCCUCUGCUCCUAUGUAUUCAGCAGAGUCAUAUGUUUCUGGUCCAUCGUCCUAGUUCAUCAGUCCAUUGUCAUUCCUGAAAGGGACUAAAAAUGUGCCUCGGAGCAAAAAUAAGUGAAGCAAGUGGAAUUGUACGUCAGGUUGUCAGAUUAUUAGAUACCACAGCGGCACAUAUACACAUCAAACAUCCUGACAUCCUGAUUUGUUCCUUGUCUCUGCUUUUUAUGUUUUUAUUUAAGAAAUUAUUUUUUAUACAGUUUUAUUUUUAUGAUUUGCUGCCUGUCCUGUCAAUGAUUUGGUGUCCUGCAACUGAUGAUGAUGAUGAUGAUGAUGAUGAUGAUGAUGAUGAUGAGAUGAUGAUGAUGAUGAUGAUGAUGAUGAUGAUGAUGAUGAUGAUAUCAUUGCUCUUGCUUUAAAUAAAUAAUAAAUUGGUAUGCAAAGUAUUAUAUGUCCAGCUGUGAAGCUGACCUGAGGGACUGUUUGCUAAAUACACUGUGUUUCAUAUGACUUCUAUAGAGAUAUAUCUAGCACCUUGUGCUUGUUUAGGACUUUGUAAUUUCUACAAAUGUAGACUAAGCUGAACUGGCACAUGGCAAAAAAAAGUUAUCUCUGUCUUGUGCCUUUCAAUAAUAAAGGUCCUUCUGUUUUGCCAAUCAUA